This is a messenger RNA of Capsicum annuum, 666 nucleotides long. Its product is annotated as secreted RxLR effector protein 161-like. The transcript has a single exon. The record is from RefSeq and is a predicted model, not a curated record. NCBI's taxonomy places the organism in Eukaryota, Viridiplantae, Streptophyta, Magnoliopsida, Solanales, Solanaceae. The coding region runs from base 1 to 666 and encodes 221 amino acids.
AUGGUUGUUCAAUCACUUGAUGUAAGUAAAUAUUCAUUCCGACCUCGAGAAGGGGGUGAAGAGAUUCUUGAUCCCGAAGUACCAUAUCUCAGUGCUAUUGGUGUACUUAUGUACCUCGCUAAUGCUACAAGGCCGGAUAUAGCAUUUACUGUUAAUUUAGUAGCGAGGUAUAGUUUUUCCCCUACGCGAAGAUACUGGAACAGAGUUAAGCAUAUAUUGAGGUACCUAAAAGUUACUAUUGAUAUGGGUCUGUUUUAUACUAACAAAGCUAGUCCAGAUCUUGUUGGUUAUGUAGAUGCAGGUUAUUUAUAUGAACCACAUAAAGCACAAUCCCAGACAGGCUAUGUGUUUACAUAUGGAGGUACUGCAAUAGCAUGGCGAUUGACAAAGCAGUUCAUCGUUGCUACUUCUUCUAAUCAUGCUGAGUUAAUAGCAAUCCAUGAAGCAAGUAGAGAAUGCAUAUGGCUGAGAUCAGUAGUACAUCCCAUCAAAGAGAGAUUUGGCCUAAAGUUUGAUAUCAAGGUACCUACAGACAUAUUUGAAAUCAGUGCAGCAUGCAUAGCUCAUCUAAAAGAAGACUUUAUAAAGGGAGAUAGAACGAAGCACAUUUCACCCAAGUUAUUCUUCACGCACGACCUUCAGAAGAAUGGUGAUAUUGAUGUGUAA